Gadus macrocephalus (Pacific cod) is the source of this 819-nucleotide messenger RNA. Its product is annotated as electrogenic aspartate/glutamate antiporter SLC25A12, mitochondrial-like. Gene Ontology annotation, cellular component: uniplex complex. The record is from RefSeq and is a predicted model, not a curated record. The coding region runs from base 1 to 756 and encodes 251 amino acids. The transcript is spliced from 7 exons. Gene Ontology annotation, molecular function: calcium ion binding. NCBI's taxonomy places the organism in Eukaryota, Metazoa, Chordata, Actinopteri, Gadiformes, Gadidae. Gene Ontology annotation, biological process: calcium import into the mitochondrion; mitochondrial calcium ion homeostasis.
AUGGCCGUCAAGUAUGCCAGCGUGGUGGAGGAUGGGGACCAUUACAUGACCCCCAGGGACUUUGUGCAGAACUACCUGUCGUUGCACACACGGCCCCAGUACAAUCCCAGGACGGUGAGCCUCCUGGCGGGCGUGGCCGACACCACCAAAGACGGACUGAUCUCUUUCCAGGAGUUUCAGGCCUUUGAGUCGGUUCUGUGUUCCCCGGAUGCCCUUUACCUCGUGGCCUUCCAGCUGUUUGACAAGACAGGCACUGGGAGCAUCUCCUUCGGUAGGCGAGAAUGUGCGCGACAUCUUCAGCCAGACCACGGUGCACACCACAUCCCGUUCAACUGGGACUGUGAGUUCAUCCGGCUGCACUUUGGCCACGAGAGGAAAAGGCUCCUCAGCUAUCCCGAGUUCACACAGUUCCUGCAGGAGCUGCAGUUGGAGCAUGCCCGCCAGGCCUUUGCUCAGAAGGACAAGAAGAAGAGCGGCUCCAUCACAGCGCUGGACUUCAGCGACAUCAUGGCCACCAUCAGGCACCACAUGCUCACCUCCUUCGUGGAGGAGAACCUCGUGUCCGCGGCCGGAGGAAGCACCUCCCACAUGGUCAGCUUCUCCUACUUCAACGGCUUCAACGCCCUCCUCAACAACAUGGAGCUGGUCCGCAAGGUCUACAGCACCGCGCAGGCACUCAGCUGGACAAGCCCGUCACCAAAGAGGAGUUCGCUAACGCAGCUAACCGGUUCGGACAGAUCACCCCCAUGGAGAUAGAGAUCCUGUACCAGCUGAGCGGCCUCCACUCCCACUCUGGGUGGGUUAACUAGUUAUUCACUA